Prunus persica (peach) is the source of this 1022-nucleotide messenger RNA. RefSeq lists its product as uncharacterized. The transcript has 2 exons. Bases 159 to 710 code for a protein of 183 amino acids. The record is from RefSeq and is a predicted model, not a curated record. Lineage: Eukaryota; Viridiplantae; Streptophyta; Magnoliopsida; Rosales; Rosaceae.
AUUAGGUGCUACAGAACAAAAUAAUUAAACUCUAGGCCCCCCCAUAGUCACCAACCCAAGGGCAAAAUGGUAAGUUCACCAUUCAAUCUCCAUUAUUAAAACAGUCUUUCAAACUUUCCAACUCUCCAAAUAUCAUCCCCUAAAAACAAAACCUCUACAUGCUCUCUCUCUCUCUCUCUAAACAUUUCCAGCAAGCCAUCAUGUCCUUGUUUAACACCAGCCACUACUUCUUCUUCAUCACAGUCUUUCCAUGGACCUUUCUCAUCUUUCUCUCUCUACCCCUCUCUCUCUCCUCCUCCUCCAUUCACGACCUUCUUAUCUCCCAAGGCUUGCCAGCAGGCCUCCUACCAAAGGAGGUCAAGUCCUACACUCUCUCUGACAAUGGCCAGCUCCAAGUCUUCCUUGAUGGCCCUUGCCUGACCAAGUUUGAGAACAGGGUCUUCUUUGAAAGUGUUGUGAGGGCCAAUCUCAGCUAUGGAAGCCUCAUAGGGGUGGAGGGCUUGACCCAAGAAGAGCUCUUUCUAUGGCUGCCAGUCAAAGACAUCAUUGUGGAUGAUCCAAGAUCAGGCCUCAUACUCUUUGACAUUGGGGUUGCUCACAAACAGCUCUCUUUAUCACUCUUUGAAGAUCCACCUGACUGUAAACCCUCAUCAGGUGUGUUGAAGAAUCAUGUGAGGAAGGAAAAGGCAGGCUUUGAGGGUCUGAGAUAGGAAGAGAUGCAUGCCAUUGCCAACCUGUUUCAACUUUGUCUUUUUUUUUUUUCUUUCUUUAAAAUGCAAUUUUAAAUUUGAUAGGUCUAAUGAUAUAAUUAAGUAGGUGUUGUAGGUGGCCUGAGAUUAGAGAGGGGAGGGGUUUUGAGGAGAAGGAGAAGGAAAGGAAGAGGAGUUUGUAAAGAUUUGAACUCCUGGAAUCAGAUGUCCUCAUCAUAUUAGCGGUUCUAAUCUUCUAACUUUUGUUAAUUCCAUUAUUCUACUCUCUCUAAUCUGUUUAAGCAAAGCAAAGGAUCAAAUUUCUUUAAUCUC